Messenger RNA from Gastrolobium bilobum, 578 nucleotides. RefSeq names its product acetyltransferase At1g77540-like. NCBI's taxonomy places the organism in Eukaryota, Viridiplantae, Streptophyta, Magnoliopsida, Fabales, Fabaceae. The record is from RefSeq and is a predicted model, not a curated record.
GUACCAAUAAGAGAGAGAGGAAGAGGAAGAAACACAAGGGAGUGAGAGACACGAGGGCUUAGAGUCAGGGAAAUGGCAACGACGAGGAAAUCAGAAGAAGCAGAGGGUACGAACAUCAUCGUAUGGAACGAAGGGAAGCACAAGUUCGAGACAGAGGACAAGGAGGCGUACGUGCAAUAUGUCCUGAGAGAUAAUGGUAAGGUGAUGGACUUGGUUCACACUUUUGUCCCUUCUUCCAAGAGAGGUCUCGGUUUAGCUUCCCAUCUCUGUGUCGCUGCUUUUCAACACGCCAAAUCCCAUUCCUUGCUCAUCAUCCCCACCUGUUCUUAUAUCUCUGAUACAUUUCUUCCUCGGAACCCAUCCUGGAAUUCUGUUGUGUACACGGGUGGCAAAUCUAAUAUCUGAACUCACCAAGGUCCUAGGAGUGCUUCUUCUAAGCAAACAACUUGUAUGGUAAUAUAUGGUCAUCUAUUCUUAAUUGGCUUUGUUAUUCAAUAAUAGUACUUUACUUGCAACAGUGUUUUCUGCUUGUAUUAACAACCUCCCUCCCAUCUAUUAUAAAACUUUUGAUUAUUGGU